CCGCAAGUAUAUAUAGCAUUCGAGGACCCCAGUUUGAACAUAGUUUACUGCUUCAUCUCGUGCCGAACGGAGCAAAGAUCCAACCGUUAUUAAAAUGAAAUUCUUCAUCGCCAUUUUCGCCCUACUCGCCGUGGUAGCCGCACAGGAUGUAUACACCAGCAAGUACGACAACAUAGACGUAGAUGAAAUUCUUCGAUCGGAUCGGCUCUUCAAAAACUACUUCCAAUGUCUGAUGGAUGAAGGUCGUUGCACACCAGAAGGAAAUGAGCUGAAGCGCCUUCUGCCGGAAGCCCUCGAAACCAAUUGUAGCAAAUGUAGCGAAGGACAGCGAAACGGUGCCAUCAAAGCUUUUGGGUACCUGAUCGAGAACCGCCCGGAAGAAUGGAAAGCUCUGCUGGCCAAGUACGAUCCGGAAAACAAAUACAUCGAACAGUACCGCGAGGAGGCCGCGAAGAAUGGAAUAAAAUUGUAAGGAUGCUUGUGUCCCCGGUUCGUUAGUCUAACGUGAGCCUGUUAUCUACUAUGUAGUUCCUUUUAGUUCAAAAUGUUUGAAUCUUUAAGUUUUGAUUACGUGCACAGAAGGCUGCACUCAAAAUCGAAAAUCGAAAUGAAAUUGUUGUUAAUAUGCUUGAAAA
Topomyia yanbarensis is the source of this 635-nucleotide messenger RNA. RefSeq names its product ejaculatory bulb-specific protein 3-like. The transcript has 2 exons. Bases 95 to 472 code for a protein of 125 amino acids. The record is from RefSeq and is a predicted model, not a curated record. Lineage: Eukaryota; Metazoa; Arthropoda; Insecta; Diptera; Culicidae.